AUGGCAGUUUCAACGACACAAGUCCAAGAACAUCUGGCGCUAACGCACCAUAUCAACAACUAUGGCUGGUUCGCCGAUAUGUACGCAUGGGACGACAUCGCAAAUUGCCUCACAGAAGACUGUACCUUUGACUUCAAAAUCCCGACAGAUCUCGAAGGCCAAGGGUGGUAUCAGUUACUCCAGCACGAGUCGCCAUUAUACGGACACCGGAUGGCUAACCGCUUGUUUUCAAUGACAGCCCCGAUGUAUCUCAACUCCGGCACAAUAAAAGGGCGAUCAAACACGGCCAAGGCACUGGCCGCUAUUACAGAGAGGUUCCAACGCACACAACAUAACAUUUUGAACAUGGACUUUGAUAUUGAAACUUCUAACGCGACUGCCAUUGGCAGAGCGAACAUAUUCUGGGCUGCAGUCACAGAGCAGAACGGCCGCUAUGUCACCGUGCAGACUGGUUGCAGGUACACAUGGAAAUUUAAGAAGAGUGUCGAUAAGGGUCGUUGGGAAACGGAUUAUACACAGGUGGAGCUUGUCUGGGUGUCCUCGGCCCCAGUCGAAGGGUUCAAGCUCGUCAAUAUGCUCUAG
Messenger RNA from Cladophialophora bantiana CBS 173.52, 582 nucleotides. RefSeq lists its product as uncharacterized. The coding region runs from base 1 to 582 and encodes 193 amino acids. The record is from RefSeq and is a predicted model, not a curated record. The transcript has a single exon. NCBI's taxonomy places the organism in Eukaryota, Fungi, Ascomycota, Eurotiomycetes, Chaetothyriales, Herpotrichiellaceae.